This is a messenger RNA of Ananas comosus (pineapple), 1197 nucleotides long. Its product is annotated as 3-oxoacyl-[acyl-carrier-protein] reductase FabG. The transcript has 5 exons. The record is from RefSeq and is a predicted model, not a curated record. Bases 95 to 829 code for a protein of 244 amino acids. Lineage: Eukaryota; Viridiplantae; Streptophyta; Magnoliopsida; Poales; Bromeliaceae.
UGCACCUCCGAAGCGUGAGAAUCCCUUCUUUCUCCAAAGCAAAUGCACCUUCUAUAAAAGCACUUUCCCUAAAAGUAGUAACACCAAACGAACCAUGCGCCCCAUGUCGAGCCUCAACUCCAAAGGCAUUGCUGCCAUCGUCGGCAUCGGCCCUAAGCUCGGCCACUCCGUCGCACGCAAGUUCGCCUACGAGGGCUACACCGUGGCCAUCCUCGCCCGCGACCUCGCUAAACUGUCCAAGUUGGCCGACGAGAUCGCCUGCGAAGCCAAGGGCCAGGUGUUCGCCAUCCGCAUCGACUGCUCUGACCCCAAGUCCGUGCGGGAGGCCUUCGAGGGCGUGCUCUCACUCGGUCCUGUCGAGGUGCUCGUGUACAACGCAUGUGCAACCGCCGCGCGAUGCCCCACCAACUUCAUGGCCAUCACCGUCGACUCCUUCCAAUACUCCCUCGCCGUCUCCGCCGCAGGGGCUUUCCACUGUGCCCAGCAAGUUAUUCCUGGGAUGGUUGAGAGGGGAAGGGGCACCAUCAUCUUCACAGGCUCUUCCGCUUCUCUUACUGGUUCUGCGGGCUAUUGUGAACUAAGUUGUGGUAAGUUUGCUCUAAGGGGAUUGGCUCAGUGCCUCAUGAGGGAGUUCCAAGCAUCUGGCAUCCACGUUGCUCAUGUAGUCAUUAACGGCGACAUCGGUGCUUCGAGAUCAAGGGGAAAUGCGAACGCCGACUUGUCCAUGGAUCCCGAUGCGAUAGCGCAGAGUUACUGGCAUAUACAUAACCAGGACAAGAGCGCAUGGACGCAUGAGAUCGACCUACAUGCACCAAACCUGGGAUUCUGAUUGUGAACUUAGGAGGUCUCAUUAUGUAAUCAUCAUUCCAUUAGUGCUGCAUAAUAUAGAUGAAGAUUCAUUGAUAUCUUUUGUACGCAUCAAUGCUUGCUGGGCCCAUGGAGAAUUACUGGGUAUCCAAAUGGGUGAAUAGGAGGAAAAGAUCAUAUGGCAAUGAGAGGGGCUGUCUCCUUUGGGUGAACCAAGUUGCACGUAGGUAAAUGUCAAACUAUUAUCUACUGCUAAAUUUCUUGUUGGUGUAUGCCAAUCUUACCAAUAUAUUCUGCACUAGAUGAGUACUAAAUUUAUUUAAUUACGAUGAUUGCUAAACGAGUGGAAAACCAAAUGAUGAUGAUCUAUAGACGGCAUUUUGAGUUUCA